This is a messenger RNA of Daphnia carinata, 1608 nucleotides long. Its product is annotated as molybdate-anion transporter-like. Gene Ontology annotation, biological process: molybdate ion transport. Gene Ontology annotation, molecular function: molybdate ion transmembrane transporter activity. Lineage: Eukaryota; Metazoa; Arthropoda; Branchiopoda; Diplostraca; Daphniidae. Gene Ontology annotation, cellular component: membrane. Bases 223 to 1590 code for a protein of 455 amino acids. The transcript has 8 exons. The record is from RefSeq and is a predicted model, not a curated record.
GCGUAUGCAGGUGGCCGUGUUUACGUGGCUAUGGUAUUGUGCACAACUACAAAAAUUAUCGCUGUACUAUCGAUGUAUAUAUAUUUUGAACGUACCUGAAACAAAUCAUUGACUGAAAGUGUUCUUCCAGUAACUGGAGAACGCGCUGUUUUUACCAAAAGCCUUUGGUUCAUAUAACACCAGUUUUAAGUACAACAGGGUUUGAACAGGAGCUGAGGAAAGAUGAAAGAUUUUGUUGUCACUGUGUUGGGGUCAUUGGUCCUUGUUUGUGCUGUGGCUCAGUGGAUUGCCUCCCGCACAAAGUCACAACUAGUUGCUUCACUCAACCCAGAAUUUCAAAAGUUCCAAAGGAUUUUCUUUGCACCCUAUCUUUUGGCACUUUUCUCAGAUUGGCUUCAAGGUCCUUAUGUAUAUCGGCUCUACAGCCAAUAUGGAUAUGCUCCCAAAGAGAUAGCCUUGCUGUACAUUGUUGGAUUUGCUGCAAGCUCUACCGUUGGUACUUUUACUGGCCCAUUGGCCGAUAUGUUCGGUCGUAGACGUCUGUGUUUAGCCUUCUGUUUCAUUUACACAUUUUGUUGCCUCACCAAGAUGAGUCCAAAUUUUUGGUGGCUAUUUACGGGUCGGCUGUUUGGUGGGGUUGCCACUUCCAUUCUGUUUUCCACUUUUGAGGCGUGGUACGUCUGCGAACACACGGAGCGAAAUGUGUUUCCCGCCGACUGGAUAUCUUCGACAUUUUCGAUUUCUACGUUCUGGAACGGGAUAUUAGCCAUUCUGUCUGGUGUAGUUGCCGACUUUGGAGCUGAUUGGUUGAAUUUCGGUCCUGUAGCUCCGUUCAUGACGGCCAUUCCUUUCCUGGUUGCAAGCGCUAUUUUAAUUUCUCUGACUUGGCCUGAAAAUCAUGGCAGCCGCCAAUUCGGUCUUGGUCGUUCCUUCGUCGAGGGCCUGCGGACGAUAUUCAAUGACCCUGCCAUAUUUUUAUUAGGGCUAGUGCAAUCCAUGUUUGAAUCCAUUAUGUACAUUUUUGUUUUCCUAUGGACUCCAAUACUUGAUUCGACCCAAUCCGCCGAUGCCUGGCCUUUGGGGCUCGUAUUUUCCUGUUUCAUGGUUUGCAUUAUGAUUGGAUCUUCCAUGAAUACGCUUCUUCUGAAUCGCAAUAUCCGUCCUUCUACGAUCCUCUUACUCAGCGUCGCCUGCUCUGCCAUCUCCAUGAUAACGUGCGCUUGGUCUACAAAUAUGCAACAUCGUUUGCCCGUUAUCAGUUUUCUGGCAUUCCUUUUAUUGGAAAUUUCAGUUGGUAUGUACUUCCCAGCUAUUGGCUAUUUGCGCAGUCAAGUGAUUCCAGAAUCCCAAAGGGCUAGCAUCAACAACGUUUUUAGAGUCCCACUCAAUGUUAUCACCUGUACAGUGCUGUACUGUCUGCACAAAAAUGACGAUUCCGGAGGAAACCACGCAUCGGGAGGUGAUCAGAACGCAUUUCUUUUUAAUGUCGUUCUUAGUUUAGUGGGUUUUGCGGCAGCCAUGGCAUUUAGUAAAAGAUACGAAGAGAAGAGCAAGACCUCGGAUGACGAGAAGAAUGAGCCCCUGAUAUAAUUUAAGUUUAAAAAACAA